Manihot esculenta (cassava) is the source of this 1454-nucleotide messenger RNA. RefSeq names its product glycerophosphocholine acyltransferase 1. The transcript is spliced from 8 exons. NCBI's taxonomy places the organism in Eukaryota, Viridiplantae, Streptophyta, Magnoliopsida, Malpighiales, Euphorbiaceae. Gene Ontology annotation, biological process: phosphatidylcholine biosynthetic process. The record is from RefSeq and is a predicted model, not a curated record. The coding region runs from base 109 to 1284 and encodes 391 amino acids.
UGUCUUUAUAUAUCUGUGGAAGCCCCACCUUUCCCCCUUCGUCUCUCGCGUGUCUCUCUCAAUAACGACGAAGAAGAAGAACAGGAGGAAGAAAGAAGGAAGAAGAAAAUGUCUAGCAACGAAGACCUUGUUGAGGAUAUGGUUUCCAAUGGAGAUUCAUUUGAAAAAGUGAAGCAGAGGCUCAAGGACCGAUCUAAGAAAGUGGCUCAAACCAAGGAAAUGUUAUCAAAACAAGCGAAUCAGACCAAGGAGAUCUUGUCUAAACAGGCUGUUAAGAUUGCAAAACAAGCCGAGGAACAUCAGAGCUUUCUUAGUAAGGUGACUCAUCUUCUUGGUGUUCUUGGUUUUGGGGGAUUUUGCUUCCUCCUGGGUGCAAGGCCUCAGGACAUUCCAUAUGUAUACUGUUUGUUCUAUGUCAUAUUUGUUCCUCUUCGGUGGAUAUACUAUAGGUUCAAGAAAUGGCAUUAUUAUCUUCUGGACUUCUGUUAUUAUGCCAAUACAAUAUUCUUGGUCGACCUUCUUUUAUACCCAAAGAAUGAAAAGCUUUUCAUGGUUUGCUUCUCAUUUGCUGAAGGGCCAUUAGCAUGGGCAUUGAUUGUUUGGCGUUGUAGCUUGGUUUUUAGUUCUGUUGACAAACUUGUCAGUGUUCUUAUUCAUCUUUUACCUGGUUUAGUUUUCUUCACUAUAAGGUGGUGGAAUCCUGCAACCUUUGAAGCCAUGCAUCCUGAAGGAAGUUCACGAAGAGCAUCAUUUCCAUAUGUAGUAGAAGACAAAUCCUUCCUGUUAACUUGGCUGUUCUUGGUUCCCUUAGUUGCUUAUACCCUGUGGCAAGUUCUUUAUUUCCUCAUUGUCAACGUCCUACGUCGGCAGAGGCUACUUAGAGAUCCUGAAGUCAUGACUUCUUACAGGGAGCUCUCGAAAAAGGCGCAAAAGGCAAACAAUGUAUGGUGGCGCUUAAGUGGUUUGCUUGGGGAUCAGAACCGCAUGUUCAUGUACAUUCUGUUACAAGCUAUAUUUACUGUGGCAACUACGGCACUCACUGUCCCUAUCUUUUUGUCAUAUGAACUACAUGCGGUCUUCCAAAUACUCAAGGUUUCUGCAGCUGUAUGGAAUGGAGGAAGCUUUCUGCUAGAUGUAAUGCCAAGACAGGUGAUUCUCAAAGAGAAGAAAAAAUCAGAGAUGCAGCCAGCACCUAUCCAGCAAGAUCAAUCCCCAAAUGUGAUGGAGAACACAGUGCAUACCAUUGAUUCUUCUGGGGUGGGGUGCGCUGCCGCGGAGUCCUAACGGCCCUGGAUCGAUAGUUUUCUGACAAUUGUAACAAACCCGUCUUACUCUAGAACUUUGUGUCAAAAAAGUAGCUGCCUUAGCUCUCAAUAGUUCAAAUUGUACUAGUGCUGAAAAUGAAUUUCAAUAACUUCUUUUACUUGGUAAAAAUUGCAGUUUUUCUUUUUUUC